GCAAACUUUCUGUGGUCUCACACAAGUGGUCAGAAUCAUGCUCCCAAGCAAUAAAGCCCUGCUCUGGUCCAUCUUGGGAUUGUUUCUGGUGUCCAUGUUGGUCCUAAUGACCUUCAAAGAUCUUCCUCAUCAUCAACAACCAUCUCCAAUUCAUGUGAAACCUCCACAAGGUUGCCAACCAGUGUCACUAGACCCUUCCCACCCCAGUGUAGCAAACUUGUCUCAGUUGAAACCAGAUUUGGGCAUUUGUUCAAAGAUUACUACUCAUGUCAGGGUUGCCAAUGGCUCUGUGGAAGUCACCAUGGGGAAUCCUCAUUCUGCUUGCCACUUUUCAGGUUUUCAUGAAGAGAUUUACUGGGCUGGGGACUAUGCCAUCAUCAACAGUGGGAAAACCUGGACCAGGGCAAAGUUCACCCCAAGGUUAUCAGACUUUGUUCAGGCUCAGUGUGUAGACUUCAACACUGGGUUCAUGGUUGACACAGUGUUGCCCAUUGCCAGAAAAUUGCCAGAGAGACUUCUCAAGUUCAGGGGUUGGCAGUGGUUACCUGAAUCUGCUCUGCAGACAAAUGUGUUCAUUCUGGUGCUGCAAAGGACAUCUUCCAACAGGUUCAUCAGGUAUUUCCCCAAGACCCACAAGGUGUGCCAACAAUUAAAAGGCACUUAUUUCAAGGGUUACAAUGCCAUUGGACACACUGCUAUGGAGAAUUUCUUGCCUGUCUUCACUGGACAGAGGGCAGCACAUCCAGUAGUAAGCCAGCCCCUGAUGAAGCUGUACACUGAUGACUUGUACCCAUUAUUAUUCAGAAAAUUUGAGAGGUUUGGCUAUGUGACAGCUCUGUUGGAUGACCUUCCAGGAGACAGUCCCCACAGAGGUCAUGAGAGGGGUUUCAGGAAACACCCAGCAGAUCAUUACUCCAGGCCCCUGCAAUUGGCCCGCAAAUUUUUGCACCACAAUCAACCCCAAAACAUGGUCUGCAUAAACAACUCAACAGCUCAGUCAGUUGUGCUGGAGUACACAAGGGAUCUCUGGAGGAUUUACCAGGAUAAGCCAAAGUUUUUUGUUGUGGUGCUGCAGGGGAACUCUGAUGAUGGCUUGGCAGAGUUUUUGAAGACAAAUUUCAUGGGCAACUCAUGGGAUGACACAGUCUUGGCUGUUAUGUCAGACAUUGGGUACAGGCAAGAGGAGACCAGGGUUCUGCAAGAGAGGCUUGAGGCAAACAAUCCACUGUUGUACAUUAGGUUUCCUGAGGCUGUGAGAAAAACCCCAGGGGUUGCACACAACUUGGCUGCCAGUUCUUCAGCCUUAACCACACCCUUGGACAUCCAUGCAACCAUAGACUCACUCCUCCACUUCAAGGACCUGGACUUCAGGACUCACCAACCAUUCCCAACAGGUGGUAGGAACUUGAUGCAGGACUUUAAUUUCAAAUCCUGGGACUGCCCUAGUCUAGGAAUCCCACAGGAACUCUGCUCCUGCUCACCACACUAUCCCAUAGACCCAGAUAGUGUCACAGACCUGGCCAAGUCAGCUGUACAGGCCAUCAACAGUCUGGUCCACCAAGAAAUGAAGGCCUUUGAGAAGUUCCAAGUGCAGACCAAGACCUUGUACUACCUGGACAUGUGUGUGCCUUGGAGGGUGUCUGGGGUCUUGUGGGCCACCAAGUCCCAGCACUAUUCUGCACUCAUGGUCCAGGUGCACCCAGGGGCCCACAGAUUUGAGGUCAUCAGGAACACCACUCCCAACUCAUCAUGGUACUUCUCAAGGAACCAUGUGGACACCACUGCUUGUUGCAUUCCCAGGGAGCUGUACUUACUCAGGCAGUUCUGCUUGUGUGACCUCACCAUUCCAAGUGUCAGGAAAGCUUGUGAAGCCAUGAACUCUGCCUGA
Notodromas monacha is the source of this 1888-nucleotide messenger RNA. The record is from the annotation of a GenBank genome assembly. NCBI's taxonomy places the organism in Eukaryota, Metazoa, Arthropoda, Ostracoda, Podocopida, Cyprididae.